GGCCUUUUCCGGGCGAGAUUACCGGCGUGAGAACACGUUGUUGAAGCAAAAUAGAAAACUAACAGAAAAUGGGUUUUGGAGAUCUUAAAAAGAAAGAUGGCUUGUCAGCACUCAAUGCAUAUCUUGUGGACAAAAGCUAUAUUGAAGGAUAUCAACCUUCACAAGCCGAUGCUGUUGUGUUUGACGCCCUCAUUGGUCCUCCGCCGGCUGAUCUAGAAAACGCCCUCCGCUGGUAUAACCACAUUAAAUCUUAUGGUGCAGGAAGAUCAUCGUUCCCUGGUCAGAAGAAAGAUGUCUCCUCGUAUGGGUCAGCAGGAAAAGCCGCCCCCGCGGCAGGCGGUGAUGAUGACGAUGAUGAUGACAUUGAUCUCUUCGGCUCUGAUGACGAAGAUGCCAAGGCAGAGAGAGAGAAACGCCUUGCAGAAUAUGCAGCCAAAAAAGCCAAGAAACCAGCUGUAAUUGCAAAAAGCAGCCUCCUAAUAGAUGUCAAACCCUGGGAUGACGAAACAGACAUGAAAGCAUUAGAAGAGGCAGUACGCAGCAUUCAGGCAGAUGGACUUUUGUGGGGAGCAUCUAAACUUGUACCUGUUGGUUAUGGAAUCAAAAAACUUCAGAUCAAUGCAGUUAUUGAGGAUGAUAAGAUCAGCACAGACUUCCUAGAGGAAGAAAUUACAGGUUUUGAAGAUUUUGUACAGUCUAUGGACAUUGCUGCUUUUAACAAAAUUUAACAUCUGUGAAAAUAAAAACAAUAUUUAUAUAA
Molecule: messenger RNA, 760 nt
Organism: Saccostrea echinata
Lineage: Eukaryota; Metazoa; Mollusca; Bivalvia; Ostreida; Ostreidae
Product: elongation factor 1-beta-like
Exons: 6
Coding region: 69-728 (219 amino acids)
Biological process (GO): translational elongation
Cellular component (GO): eukaryotic translation elongation factor 1 complex; cytosol
Molecular function (GO): translation elongation factor activity; guanyl-nucleotide exchange factor activity
Source: RefSeq, a predicted model, not a curated record